Messenger RNA from Mercenaria mercenaria, 5442 nucleotides. RefSeq names its product SCO-spondin-like. The coding region runs from base 50 to 4546 and encodes 1498 amino acids. NCBI's taxonomy places the organism in Eukaryota, Metazoa, Mollusca, Bivalvia, Venerida, Veneridae. The transcript has 28 exons. The record is from RefSeq and is a predicted model, not a curated record.
GGCUUUGUUAUAAUUAUAUAACUCAUGUUGGAAGUUUAAGAACUUUAGGAUGAAUUUAAUAGUGUCAAAUGUAUAUGUAAAAGUUUUAAUUCUGAUAUUUUGCACACAAGAUCUAAAUGGGUCUCGUGUUAAAAGAUAUCUCUUGGACAGUUCGCCUUUACCUCAAAAUGUAUACACAGGCCCAUAUCAGUGGACAUUAUGGACAGCUUGGUCAAACUGCGACGGAAAUUGUUUAAUUAAUGGAGGGAUAGGAAACAGGAUUCGAGAACGAUUUUGUGACGACGGAGACGAUUUCGUAAAAAUACAUCACUGCCAAGAUCCAUACACUGGCGAUUCCGAUGACACAAUUAUAGUUAAAAGAUAUAAAAGGUCAGAAGAUGGACAUGAGGACAAACAUACUGACUUUGAAUUUCAAACUUGUCAACUUAAUUGUACUCAUAAUGUCAAUGUGUGGGAUAAGUGGCAAGCGUGGACAACGUGUAGUGUUUCAUGUGGUGAUGGUACGAGGUCAAGGUCACGACAGUGUAGCACCGGAUCGGACUGUACCGGACUAAGUAUUGAUAUCGCCACAUGUACAGAACAGUUGUGUUCAAUUAACGGGGGAUGGAGCGGUUGGACUGAGUUUGGAGAAUGCUCACGAAGCUGCGGAAACGGUGUUACUUUCAGAACGAGGCAGUGCAACUAUCCCGUUCCUCAAAAUGGCGGACUAGACUGUACCGGAAAUACACAAGAAGUUAAAGUAUGCAAAAAAUCGGACUGUCCUAUAGAUGGCGGCUGGAGUGGUUGGUCAGAGUUUGGAAAAUGCUCACGUAGUUGCGGAAACGGUGUAACGUUCAGAACGAGGCAGUGCAACUAUCCAGUUCCUCAAAAUGGCGGACAUAAUUGUUCGGGAAGUUCACAAGAACCCAAGGCAUGCCAAAAAUCGGCCUGUCCGAUAGAUGGUGGAUGGAGUGUUUGGUCAGAGUUUGGAGAAUGCUCACGCAGUUGCGGAAUCGGUGUAACGUUCAGAACGAGGCAGUGCAACUACCCAAUUCCUCAAAAUGGCGGACGUAAUUGUUCGGGAAGUUCACAAGAAUUCAAGUCAUGCCAAAAAUCGGCCUGUCCGAUAGAUGGUGGUUGGAGUAAUUUUACAAAUCUGACAUGCAGCGCCACCUGCGGCACGGGGGUUAUGACGUCAUUCCGGACAUGUUCAAAUCCCAAACCGGAAUAUGGUGGAAAAAAUUGUACAGGGGUAUCACAUACGUUUAGCCGCUGUCACGUUCGCGACUGCGUGGUAAAUGCAUGGUCGUUAUGGUCGGUAUGGAGUGACUGCAGUGUAACAUGCGCAUCUGGAACAAAGUCGAGAACACGGACAUGUUUAUCAGCAGUUGGCUGUAUUGGUGAUUCACACGAAAAAGACACAUGCUCGAAGAAUCCGUGCCUUCAAUGGCUUCAUAUUGUAGACGGGCAUUGGAGUGAAUGGUUAGAAUGGACGUCUUGUAACGCUAGUUGCGGAAAUGGAACCCAGUCAAGAACGAGGCUUUGCAACAGUCCUGCACCACAAAAUGGCGGCCAGAAUUGUAAAGGAACUAACAGAGAAACGCAAACGUGCUUUUCAAAACAAUGUCCUAUAGACGGUGGUUGGAGCGUUUAUACCACCUACACAUGCAGCGUCACAUGCGGGCGUGGCCAGCAAAUCUCCCUUCGGGAUUGUAACAACCCUUCUCCCCAGUUCGGUGGGAAAGACUGUGAAGGACUGUCGCACAAAAUCACUGAAUGUAACCUGACGCCGUGUGCUAUAGAUGGUUCAUGGGGAGUAUGGUCUAACUGGACGUCUUGUAGUACUAGUUGCGGAAGUGGUAGACAGACGAGAGCAAGGCUAUGCGAUAGUCCCUCUCCACAAUAUGGCGGAUAUAAUUGUUCCGGAAAUAACACACAAACACAAUUAUGUCAUAAUCCUGAAUGUCCAGUUGACGGUGGGUGGAGUGAUUAUCUCAAUAUCUCAUGUAGCGUCACGUGUGGGCAUGGUCAGCUGGUAUCUAUCAGGACAUGUACAAAUCCGUCACCACAGUUUGGUGGCAGAGUUUGCCAAGGAUUGUCGCACCGACUGACAGAAUGCAACAUGCCAGCUUGUGCCAUAGAUGGAAACUGGUCCAACUGGUCGCAGUUUACAUCUUGCGGGUCUGUUUGUGGAGACGGAUACACUUGGAGGUAUCGCACUUGCUCGAACCCUGCGCCACAAAACGGCGGCAAAAACUGCACAGGAAGCUCUGAGCAACGACUUGCGUGCAAUAACGGACCUUGUCCUGCGGUACCAGUACUUUUCAUCGUUUCAGGUGCAGAUGCGUCCCGCAUUAAGAGGUUUUUUAUAAAUGAUCUUAGUGUUGCGCCAACGGUAGAUACAGGACCGUACCACUGGUCUCAGUGGUCGUUAUGGACAAGCUGUAACGGCACGUGCAAUGAUAAUGGAGGAUUGGGCAAGCAGAGCCGAUCACGGUGGUGUAGUGAUGAUGACGAUGUUGUCAAGCUUAGACAUUGUCGAAACCCUUAUCAGUCUGAUGAUACACCAGUUUCUCAAGGAAAAAUACUUGAACGUACAGACGUAGUGUUGGAAGAUGGUACCAGUUCUUCACAUUCGGCUCAACAUUACAGAGAGUACGAGUACCAGUCAUGUGUCGCUCAAAAUUGUCCAGUAAAUGGUGGUUGGUCGUCGUGGGGUAACUACAGCUCUUGUUCGGUAUCGAGUGGAAAUGGUCACAUGACACGGUACAGACUAUGUAAUAACCCGACACCGGUAUACGGCGGACAUGACUGCAUCGGCUUGUCAUCUGAAUCGAAACAGUGCACAGUGAAUUUGUGGAGUAACUGGGGAUCAUGGAUACCGUGUAGUGUCUCGUGUGGCACGGGCAUAAGGUUACGAUCAAGACACUGUUCAACAGGCUCCGAUUGCGUCGGCGCUACAACCGAUGCCGAAACCUGUAUGGAAACAUCGUGUUCUGUAGAUGGUGGAUGGGGCGCUUGGACAGAAUUUGGAGCAUGCUCACGAAGUUGCGGAAACGGCGUUGCGUUCAGAACGAGGCAGUGCAACUUUCCAGUUCCGCAGAAUGGUGGACUCAAUUGUACCGGAAGUUCACAAGAUUUCAAAGCAUGUAUACAAGGGACUUGUACAAUAGAUGGCGGAUGGACUAGUUACCAGGAUAUGCCGUGCAGUGUUACCUGUGGCCUUGGAGUUCUGACGUCAUUCCGAACAUGUACGAAUCCAGUGCCGGAAUAUGGCGGGAAAAAUUGCACCGGAGAAGCCUAUACAUUUAAACGUUGCAAACUUCAAGACUGUCUUGACGGUUCGUGGAGCCAGUGGAGUAAUUGGAGUGACUGUAGCAGUACAUGCGGAAAUGGUACUCAGAUCAGAACGAGACUGUGUAACAAUCCCGGACCGCAAAAUGGCGGUUUGGACUGCCCCGGACUGAGCAUAGAAAGCAUGACCUGCAAUGUGAAACAUUGUCCAAUAGAUGGAGGCUGGAGUGAAUUCCAAAACUUAUCGUGCAGUGCCACGUGUGGUAAGGGGGCGGUUUUGUCAUACAGGGCAUGCAACAAUCCAACCCCUCAAUAUGGUGGAAAGGACUGCGUUGGUUUAGUACACCAGAUACAUGAGUGCAGUCUGACACCUUGUAAAUUAGACGGUUCAUGGGGAUCAUGGUCAAACUGGACUGAGUGUGGUAGUAGUUGCGGAAACGGUACCCAAACCAAAAAGAGGCAGUGCGACAGUCCUGCUCCACAGUAUGGCGGACAAAACUGCAGUGGCAAAGAUAUUGAAACGCAGCCUUGUUUUGUUACAGAAUGCCCUAUAGAUGGCGGCUGGAGUGAUUUCCGCAACGUCUCUUGUAGUGUUACAUGUGGGCGCGGUCAGGAAAUUGCAAUAAGAGAUUGCAAUAAUCCCGCCCCUCAGUUCGGGGGCAAAGACUGUGUUGGCCUUUCACAUCACAUCACUGAGUGUGCCAUGCCUUCAUGUGCAGUAGAUGGUAACUGGUCAGAGUGGUACCUGGCAGGACAAUGUGGAUCCAUGUGUGGUGAUGGCUACACGAUAAGGUACAGGACCUGUUCGAACCCAGCACCUGAGAAUGGAGGUCAGAACUGCACCGGGAAUCAUGAGGAGAGAUUAGCGUGCAAUAAUGGACCAUGUCCUGCAGAUGUGCCCAUAUGUGAUAAAUCUGCGGUUACAGACACUUUGAAAAUACAUACAUUAUUUGCGCCAACACGAGCUGGACCAUGUAGCAACAUGGACUAUAUACCGGAGGAAAAUAUGCUCAAAAAUCUGUGUGGUGCACCGUCCGACACGAACGUGUGGGGAGUCAGUAAGGACGUACGGACGAAUUGUGAAAACAUUCCUCUUUACAGCCCGAUAGCAAAGGUUCAUCGUGAAUACAAAACGAGGAAUUAUGGGAUAUUGCUGGACUGUUAUCAGUCACAAUUGAAGUUUGCAACGGAGACCUGUGAAGACGGUGUACAUGAAGUAGAUAUACGUUUAGACGUUGCAGAUGAGUGGGACUAUUUUACAAUGACGUGGUAGAACCAAAAGAAAACAACUGCGCCUAGAAAAGAGUUCGAAAUGAUUUAAACGCCUAUCAACUACGACAGUGCUGAUACAUUUUAUAACUGUAUGAUUUGAAACUUAAUCUUCUGUUAUAUUGUUGUUUUAAGGUAGUGGACCCGUCAUGACACUCGGCAAUUUCCGUGUUAUCACGUAUUCUCGAUAUGCCAUUCGGCAAUCUUCGUAUACAAUAUCUUUCCGUAAAACCGGAAAGUGCCGAAAUCGCUUUCGUAGAAGACGUAAUUUGCCGGUUGUACUAUCUUUUCGUUAUAUAUAUAUAUACAUAUGUACUGAUCUCAUAUAAAUGUGCUUAAAUAGUUGUUCUGUAGAUUCACUAUUCCUAUAUUGUGUGUAUUUUGUACUGAUCUCACUAAACAGGGAAUGUUUAAUUUGUUAAGUAGUAUCUGGAAUAUUAACUUUCUUCAUGUGAACUUUUCUUUUUUAGUUGCAUGUUAUAUAUAAUUUACUGAUGUAUCAUUUAUAUAUGUCUUACUGAAUUUGAAUUGGUCGAAUCCCUAUGUAAAAUGUACGACAUUUGACAAUGAUUAUGAUUUGACAUUCAGUCAUGUGGCAUACCUGUAUGUCGUCAUUCAAAAAUGCAAUUCUGUGUGUUUUGAACUUAUGCCAGUUAUGUGUAAACUUUACAGUCAUCACUGCGUUAACAUUGACGUACUGGAAUAAACCGUAUCACGUCAUCAAGUAAUCACGUUGACGUAAUAUUAUGAUAUCAUUUAGGCCUGUAAAAUUGCAGAAGCAGAGUUUUCUGCCUAGGAAUAAAAUUAACUGCGACAUAUUUUUUUCUUAUUUUCUUUUCAGUUUUGUUUUUGGUGUAAUUUCUAUUGAGAUGCAAAAUCCAGCUGAGUCCUUUAUAACAU